GUUGUAACUAAAAUGUUUAACUAGACGAAAUUUAGGGUGGAUCUCAUGCAAAUAUGGAGGACGGAGGUCACUCGGGUACGGUGCCCUCGUGUGUUCGAUCCUGCAGUUGCUGACCCCGGUUGCUGCUAGAACAGGCAUACACACGAUGAUCGCCGUCAGAACACUGCAAGGCAUCAGUCAGGGACUGGCGUUUCCGUCCAUGCAGGCUCUAUGGAGCCAGUGGGCCCCUCCAAACGAGAAAGCGAUGCUUUCUGGCUUUUCAUUUUCUGGUUGCUACUACGGCACAGCGAUGGCCAUUCCGUUCAGUACGUUUCUGGCUGAGUGGUUCGGAUGGGAAGCCAUAUUUUACUUCGCCGGGGGAGUUUCGAUGAUAUGGGCUUUCGUCUGGCUCUUCACCAUAUCUGAUUCGCCCUUUGCAGAUUCGAAUAUCUCAGAGCACGAGCUCGAUUACAUAACUCUUGGAACGCAGAGCUGCGCCGGCAAGUCAGAGGUGACUGCUUCGCCUUAG
Soboliphyme baturini is the source of this 508-nucleotide messenger RNA. The record is from the annotation of a GenBank genome assembly. NCBI's taxonomy places the organism in Eukaryota, Metazoa, Nematoda, Enoplea, Dioctophymatida, Soboliphymatidae.